Lodderomyces theae is the source of this 828-nucleotide messenger RNA. RefSeq lists its product as uncharacterized. Gene Ontology annotation, molecular function: malate transmembrane transporter activity; succinate transmembrane transporter activity; antiporter activity. The coding region runs from base 1 to 828 and encodes 275 amino acids. NCBI's taxonomy places the organism in Eukaryota, Fungi, Ascomycota, Pichiomycetes, Serinales, Debaryomycetaceae. Gene Ontology annotation, biological process: phosphate ion transmembrane transport; succinate transmembrane transport; thiosulfate transport. The transcript has 2 exons. The record is from RefSeq and is a predicted model, not a curated record.
AUGUUAGAUGUACUAAGCGAUUUAUAUAUAAUCACUACUAACCAAAUUCAGAUUCUGGUACGAUUACAAACCGCAUCAGCCCCUGGACAGUCAUUACUUUCCAUGUUGUAUCGUAUCAUAACCAAAGAGGGAUUCUUCAAGAUCUAUUCUGGGUUGACUGCGUCACUUUUGAGACAAGCCACUUAUUCAACAACUCGAUUUGGGAUCUAUGAAGCACUCAAAGGGUAUUACGUCAAUAAAAGUCACAACCAACAUCCCGGUACCGCAGUCUUGUUACCAUUGUCCAUGGCAGCUGGAGCAACGGGUGGACUUAUAGGUAACCCUGCCGAUGUUGUUAAUAUUAGGAUGCAAAAUGAUGCAACCUUACCUAUUGAUCAAAGACGAAAUUAUAGAAAUGCAUUGGACGGUUUGUACAAAAUAUGCAAGAAUGAGGGGAUGGGCUCCCUAUUUCGCGGUCUAUCUCCUAACUUAGUUCGAGGCGUGUUGAUGACAGCAUCGCAAGUCGUUACCUAUGAUAUUGCGAAAGUUUUUUUGAUUGACCAAAUACGUAUGGAUCCGUCAAAAAAGUCGACCCAUUUUGGUGCAUCCUUGAUUGCAGGAUUAGUUGCUACUACAGUUUGCUCUCCAGCAGAUGUUGUGAAAACGAGGAUUAUGAAUAGUAAGGGAAGUGGUCAGAACGCAAUUAGCAUUUUCAAAAAUGCAGUUAGCCAAGAAGGAGUUGGGUUCAUGUUCAGGGGGUGGCUUCCAGCUUUCAUUAGGUUGGGCCCACAUACAAUUGUCACGUUCUUGGUAUUGGAGCAGUUGAGAGGUUUGAGACUCGGCAUGUGA